AUGACUCGAGUCGCACUCGUUCGGAUUCGUGACAUCUCCACCAAAAUUUUGCACCGCAAGAAGACAUGUCGCCGAUACACUCGUUUGAAUGCUUCAAGACAUAACUCAUCUGGUGUUGGUGGCUCUUCUAACCCAUCCUCUCAGACUCCUAUACAAUCUAGUCCAAAUUCGCAAUAUUCGGAUUUUGCCAACCCUCAUGGAUUAGAUGCUAUCGACCUCAAUGAUGAUAAUGAAGAUCGGAGGCAAGAUAGUAUUCAACACUGGCAUUGGAAAGAGGAUGAGAUGUUGAUCAGUGCAUGGUUAAAUGUUUCAACUGACCCUGUAGUUGGUACCGAUCAAAAGGGGGAAACAUUUUGGAGUCGAAUUCAUAGCUACUGUUUAGAAUUUUGCACCGACAUGACAAGGGGGGUAGUUGCAUGUAAGAAACGAUGGUAUAAGAUUAACAAGGCUGUGGCACAAUUUGCAGGUUGCUACGAUCAAGCUAGUCGAAACAUAAGGAGUGGUUCGAACGCUGAUGAUAUAAAGGAGUUGGCUUAUAAACUUUAUUCCACACAUUAUGGUCAAAAAUUCACUUUUGAGAGGCAUUGGAACAUGCUUCGGCUGGAGCAAAAAUGGAGAAGUCAACUACCUACACAGAGUGGCGGCUCAAAGAGAACCAAGGUUAGUGCAACUGGAGCAUACUCAUCCUCAUCAAACCCAGAAACACCGUUGGCUGACGAACCCGGUGUGGACUCUCCCGUUCGCCCACAAGGAUCAAAGAAGAGCAAGCGAAAAGGUAAGGGAAAAGCACAGAUGUCUGAAGAUUUUAGUGAAAGAAAAUCAUCGGUUGUCAAAAAAUUAUCUCUCAUGGAAGAUAUUAAGAAUGUUAGAGAAAAUGAGGGAGAAGAAGAUUUUGCACCAUACCAUCAAUUUCUCCAAAGAAAUGCCCAACUUCGAAAUAGGCAGCAGCAUAGACAAUUGAAAGAGGACUUGAUUGAACACAUAUGGUGGGCCAUAAACAGGAACUGGGAUAAGUUCCCUAUUGGAGAUGGUCUAAUACUAAAAGAGCGUGGGAGAAUUAACGGAAAAAAAAAGGACGGGAGUUUCGAGGACACUCUUCCCGCCGGCGGAAAAUACAAAAUUUCAUUUUGA
Molecule: messenger RNA, 1131 nt
Organism: Arachis ipaensis
Lineage: Eukaryota; Viridiplantae; Streptophyta; Magnoliopsida; Fabales; Fabaceae
Source: RefSeq, a predicted model, not a curated record